AUGAGUUCCCUUAAAGAUCCCGUUGAACCUAGCGAAACUACAGAGUUUAAUCCAGUUUGUCAUUCUAGUCCUACGUUAACAACAAGUCCUUUAACAGGUACAUUUGCUACUACGAACGUACAAAGUUCAAAGUUAGCUCGAAAAAAUCUUAUUCCUUCAAUUGAUACAACUUUAAAAGUGACUAAACCUCCAAAGGAAAGAAAAAUUAGGAGUUUAAUUGCAAAUCCAAGUUCAUAUUAUGAAGUAGGAAAAUGGAAUGCUCUUGAUAUAGAUAGUAAAUAUGAUGAUGAUUCUCCUGCGAUUACACUUCCUAGGAGAUCUAUGUCGUUACCGAAUAGAAAACCAAAUUCUAUUGAAAAAGAUAAAGUUUCUAGUCGUUCAACUCCAACAGGUGAACUGUCUCGUAGCCUAAGUAUAGACAAAAAAUCUGUUUAUAGUCAAGAUUUUCUGCCUAUUCCAAAUGAUUUUCAUCAUACAAGUCCUCAGUCUAUUGACUACUUAUCACCAAACGUUUCUCCUCCUCUUAAAAAUGAUUUAUUGGAUGCUCCAACAAAAAAACUUUAUCAUAAUCGUGCUCAUUCUUAUACUCCAGAAACAAGUAGUGAAUUAACUCCUUUAGAUAUCCCACAACGUCCUAUUUCAACAAAUUUGAGCUUACGACGUUCAAAAGAACCUAAUUCUAAUGAUAAUGAUAUUUCAAAUUUUAACUCUGAUAAUUUACAAGAAUUUUUAUAUGAUUACGCUCGUGGAAAAUUUAAUCCUUCUUCUAUUCCAAAGAAACCAAGAAGAUUAUCAACUAUAAAAUUAAAGGAUGGAAAUUGGAAAUUUAGUUUACCAGCUUCUCCUCUUUCUGAAAAAACUACUAAUAGUGAUGAAAUUAGUGAUUCUUUUAGUAGGGGUAGUGAAUCUAGAGAAAGAUCAAUUUCAUCAAUACCUUCUACUGAACGAAGAAGAGCUCUGUGGCGAUUCCAAAUAUUAAACACUUCACAAGAUGUAAAUUUUGCACGUAUAGUUAGACUUGUUAAGGAACAUUUUAACGUUCCAAUUACGUUAAUUUCUCUAGUAAAUACCACUCAUCAAUGGUUUAAAGCUGAAAAUGGUUUUGGUUGUAAAGAAACAAAACGUGAAGUCAGUUUUUGUGGUCAUGCAAUUUUACAAGAAAAUGGUGAUCCAUUUGUAGUUCCUGAUUCAUUACUUGAUUGGAGAUUUAAGAAAAAUCCUCAAGUUAUAGGUCCUCCUUAUAUUCGUUUUUAUGCUGGUGCUCCUUUACGAACAAAAGAUGGUCAUAAUGUUGGCACUCUUUGUUUGAUCGAUACGAAACCUCGUGAUUUCUGUGAACGAAUGCGUGAAUCAUUAAAAGAUUUUGCAAAAGUUGUUAUGCGUGAAUUAGAACUUUGGGCUGAUAGAUUAAGAUUAGGUGUUAGAAACAAAAUGCAAUCUAGUCUUGCUGAAUUCAGUAAAUUUUGUCUAGAAACUCAACUUGCUCACGGUGCUGAAAAUGGUGAUCCUGUUAUGCGUCGAUGUUUUGAAAAAUCGGUGGAAUUAAUAAAAGAUACUUUGGAUGUUGACGCUUUAUAUUUAUUGGAAAUGCCUUCUUUAUCUGCUAGAAAAAUCACAUACGCCAAUCGUUUAUCAAAUGAUUUCUCUAAUGAUUUUCUUUUGAAUAGUCCUCCACCUGAAUUACCGACCAAACAUUUGAAAUUCCUCGCUGCUGCUGGUCUCUCAAUUUCUACUGAUUCUAUUUCGACUCCAGUAACUACUUCUUUCUUGACACAUUUGAUGCAAACUCAUGCUCAGGGUUACAUAUUUCAAAAUGCUUUACCACAAUUACCUACCCUUUUCCCUAAUGAUAUGUGUUCCGGUAUUGUUGUUCCUAUUUAUGAUAAUGCAAAAAAUGCUUUUGGAUUUCUCAUAGCUCUUACUAAAGAUCCUUUGAGACAAUUCGAAGAUGAAGAGCGUGUUUAUUUGGGAAAUUUUGGUGUCAAUAUUGUAAGUGAAGUUCUUAAACGACGUGUUAUUGUAGCUGAUAGAGCAAAGGGUGCAUUCAUUAGUUCGGUAUCACAUGAAUUACGAACUCCUUUACAUGGAAUUUUAGCCAGUUGUGAAUUAAUGAGUGAAGGUCAUUUGAACGAAGCACAAACUGAAUUACUUAAGACCAUUCAAAGUUGUGGAACUGGUUUAAUUUCAAUAAUAAAUAAUGUUUUAAAUUAUGCGAAAAUGGACAAUUCACGUGAUUAUGAUUUAAUGCAUCCUCCACCUGUACCAGUUUUGAAUAGUAAUUCUGGUAAUUAUUACGAUACACAAGAACAACAACAUCAUCGUCAUCAUCGUGAUAGAGCCAAACAAAAAGAAAGGGUAGAUUUAGUUAAAAUAUUAGAAGAUGUUGCUGAAUCAUGCGUAGUAGGACAACAGAUGGUAUCUGUAAUUUAUGCAAAAAAUAGUAAUAGUAAUAACGAUGAAAAUAGUUCACCAUCACAAGCAAGGAGAAGACAUGUUUGUAGAUUGCUACAUCCUUACCAAUCUAAGAGAGAAACUGGUUCACCUGAAGUUGAUCUUCUUAUGGAUAUAGAACCACGGAAAGAUGGAUGGUGGGUGAUGGCGGAAGAUGGUGCGAUCAGGCAAAUGCUUAUAAAUAUUGUAGGUAAUGCUCUGAAAUUUACGCAACAAGGCUAUAUUCACAUAUCACUUGCAACUGUUUCGUCAUCUUGUCAACGUACAACAUGUGAACGUUCUUGUUGUCAAUAUUCAUCAUCUGAUCCAACCGAUGAAUCGAAACGAUUACACGUUCUUUUUACUAUAACUGAUACCGGUCGUGGAAUUGAUUCAGAUUUUCUUACAACUCAUCUUUUUCAUCCAUUCACACAAGAGGAUCCACUACAAAUUGGUACUGGAUUGGGUUUAAGUAUUGUCAAAUUAUUAGUAGAAAAGAUGGGUGGUAAAUUAGAUGUUGAGAGCGAAGUUAAUGUUGGAACUAGAGUGAGGAUCUGGUUAGAUUUUGAAAUAGCUAGUGAAACUGAUACUGAUAGUGAAGAUGAUGCUAGCGUUAAAGAGAAAAAAGAGAUAAAGAAGAAAGAAAAGGAAAUUAUUUUGAGGGAAUUUCAAAAUAAAUCUGUAGUGGUCAAAGGCGCAAAAGGGAAACUUAAAGAUAUUAUACAACGAUUUCUCAAAAAUUGGUAUAAUGUAAAGAAUAUAAUUCUUGAGGAACGACCUAGUAAGAUAGAUGGUGAUUUGGUGAUAAUUCUUAACGAAGAUUUAGAAAUUUUAAAAUCUUUAUUAUCUGAUACUGGGAAGUCUUGUAAAAAUAAAUCUUCUUGGUUUAACUCGAAUUUAAUUUCUGAAGGUUCUGAUAAUAUAAAUGCACCAAUUAUUUUUGUUACUUCAUUGGAAAAGCAUGGUAAAUUCCGAGAAAUAAUUGAACAAAUUCAAGAAGAAAUUGAGACGAAUUUAAAACAAAAACAUCGUAAAGUCGUUAUUAUUUCAAAACCUAUCAGCCCUCGAAAAAUAGAAAACGCUAUUCUAUCAUGUUUUAAAAUAGAUAUCAACUCUGAACUUUUACCACCACAAAUUGUUAUGACUCCACCUGUUAACGAUGAUGAUACUUCAUCAGAUGAUACACUCGUAUCUUUACAAACACCGCUUAACACGCCGCCAGCAAGAAAUAACCCGUUUGAAAAUACAAACAUUAAUUCACAAUCAAUACAUCACCGAGCUCCUUUAAUCCAUGCGAAUACAGAUGUUCCUUUACCAUUGUCAUCCUCACCACCGUCCUUGGAUAAAUUUCCAUCAUCACCAAGAUCACGAACUUUAUCAACUUCACGUUCAUUACCUGCAAUAUCUACACCUGAUUUAGAUCUUCCUAUAUCAUCACGACCUGGACUUCGUAGUCCAAGGGUUCUUAUAAUAGAAGAUAAUAUAGUAAACAGAAAAAUUCUAUCUACAUUUUUGAAAAGUCGAGGAAUUGAUUUUGAAGAAGCAGAAAAUGGUGCUAUCGGUGUUCAGAAAUAUCAAGAAGCAUUAGAACAAAAAAGUUCAUCUGGUGAACGAGAUAAAAAAUUUGAUGUAGUGUUAAUGGAUAUUCAAAUGCCAGUAAUGAAUGGUAAUGUUGCCACGUCUGAAAUUAGAAAGAUAGAAAGAGACUAUGCUCAAAGACGACAAAAAUUAAAACAAAGAUCGUUAACUGAAACUCUAAAAGGUAUAUCAAGAAUUCCGACAGGAUUAUUUCCCAAUUUAACAAAUUCAUCCACGACAAAUACCGAACAAACCGAUUCAUUCCGUCAAUCAUCAAUACAAAUAGAAAAUAGAUCUUUAAUUUUCGCAUUAACUGGAUUAGCUAGAGAAGAAGAUAAAGAUAUGGCAUAUGGAAGUGGAGUUGAUGGAUUUUUAACAAAACCCGUUAGUUUAAAAACUUUAGAUAAAGUACUUAAAAGAUGGUCUGAAAAAGGUGAAUUUAAUGAAGAAUUUUCAGAGAUAAAAUCACCGACAUUAAUUAAGGAUGAUGAUAAUAAUUCAACUCUUAUAAAGGAUAAUCAAGAGACUUAA
This is a messenger RNA of Dentiscutata erythropus, 4539 nucleotides long. NCBI's taxonomy places the organism in Eukaryota, Fungi, Glomeromycota, Glomeromycetes, Diversisporales, Gigasporaceae. The record is from the annotation of a GenBank genome assembly.